This is a messenger RNA of Arachis duranensis, 731 nucleotides long. RefSeq lists its product as uncharacterized. The record is from RefSeq and is a predicted model, not a curated record. The transcript has 2 exons. NCBI's taxonomy places the organism in Eukaryota, Viridiplantae, Streptophyta, Magnoliopsida, Fabales, Fabaceae. Bases 21 to 695 code for a protein of 224 amino acids.
CUAAUACAAGUAAUUUGAGUAUGAAGCUUCUGAUAGACACAAAGAAUAAGAAAGUGCUGUUUGCAGAAGCCUCUAAAGAUGUGGUGGACUUCCUCUUCACCUUGCUUCAGUUGCCACUUGCUACCGUCAUCAAACUUUUAACCAAGCAAGCCGCCGUUGGUUCCUUGGGAAAUCUUUAUUCCAGCGUUGAAAAUCUCAACCAUGUUUACUGGCAACCAAACCUAUCUAAGGAUCUUAUCCUUAAUCCAACCAUUCUUAUCAAUGCACCUGCUAUCUCCGGCCUCCUCCCUUCAUCAGCUGCUAUAAACCACUCCGAGAUAACUCCAACGCUCUACAGGUGCGCGAGGAGUUCCGGUUAUAAUUGCAGUAGCAUCACUGUAACAAGUGCGUACAAUUCUAGGUGUGCCACGUGCGGUUGGCCUAUGACGAGGGAAGUGAAUUCCACGGCCACGGCGGCAUCUAAUGACAGCAAUAAUGGGUUUGUGAAAGAAGUAAUAACUUACAUGAUCAUGGAUAAUCUUCUCAUUCAGCCUAUGUCAACCAUAUCUGGCAUCACCAUGCUUAAUCAGUUCAAUGUCAAGGAUGUUGGUGUCUUGAAAGAAACCGUUGUUCAACUUGGCAUGGAAGAGGGCUUAAAGCUACUCAAGGCAUCCAUAGAGUCCGAGAUGGUUCUCACAACCGUUUUCUUAGCUUGAUGCAUUCGGAUCUUAAGCAUAUAAAUUAAUAUAUAG